AUGAAUCUCCUGAGUUCUACCUCUAAUACCUACUGCUGUACCCAGACCUCUAAUACCUACUGCUGUACCCAGACCUCUAAUACCUACUGCUGUACCCAGACCUCUAACACCUACUGCUGUACCCAGACCUCUAAUACCUACUGCUGUACCCAGACCUCUAAUACCUACUGCUGUACCCAGACCUCUAAUACCUACUGCUGUACCCAGACCUCUAAUACCUACUGCUGUACCCAGACCUCUAAUACCUACUGCUGUACCCAGACCUCUAAUACCUACUGCUGUACCCAGACCUCUAAUACCUACUGCUGUACCCAGACCUCUAAUACCUACUGCUGUACCCAGACCUCUAAUACCUACUGCUGUACCCAGACCUCUAAUACCUACUGCUGUACCCAGACCUCUAAUACCUACUGCUGUACCCAGACCUCUAAUACCUACUGCUGUACCCAGACCUCUAAUACCUACUGCUGUUCCCAGACCUCUAAUACCUACUGCUGUACCCAGACCUCUAAUACCUACUGCUGUACCCAGACCUCUAAUACCUACUGCUGUACCCAGACCUCUAAUACCUACUGCUGUACCCAGACCUCUAAUACCUACUGCUGUACCCAGACCUCUAAUACCUACUGCUGUACCCAGACCUCUAAUACCUCCUGCUGUACCCAGACCUCUAAUACCUACUGUUGUACCCAGACCUCUAAUACCUACUGCUGUACCCAGACCUCUAAUACCUACUGCUGUACCCAGACCUCUAAUACCUACUGCUGUACCCAGACCUCUAAUACCUACUGCUGUACCCAGACCUCUAAUACCUACUGCUGUACCCAGGUCUCUAAUACCUACUGCUGUACCCAGACCUCUAAUACCUACUGCUGUACCCAGACCUUUAAUACCUACUGCUGUACCCAGACCUCUAAUACCUACUGCUGUACCCAGACCUCUAAUACCUACUGCUGUACCCAGACCUCUAAUACCUACUGCUGUACCCAGACCUCUAAUACCUACUGCUGUACCCAGACCUCUAAUACCUACUGCUGUACCCAGACCUCUAAUACCUACUGCUGUACCCAGACCUCUAAUACCUACUGCUGUACCCAGACCUCUAAUACCUACUGCUAUACCCAGACCUCUAAUACCUACUGCUGUACCCAGACCUCUAAUACCUACUGCUGUACCCAGACCUCUAAUACAUACUGCUGUACCCAGACCUCUAAUACCUACUGCUGUACCCAGACCUCUAAUACCUACUGCUGUACCCAGACCUCUAAUACCUACUGCUGUACCCAGACCUCUAAUUCCUACUGCUGUACCCAGACCUCUAAUACCUACUGCUGUACCCAGACCUCUAAUACCUACUGCUGUACCCAGACCUCUAAUACCUACUGCUGUACCCAGACCUCCGUACUUGCAGACUGGUGA
Salvelinus namaycush (lake trout) is the source of this 1419-nucleotide messenger RNA. RefSeq names its product keratin-associated protein 10-4-like. The transcript has 2 exons. Bases 1 to 1419 code for a protein of 472 amino acids. Lineage: Eukaryota; Metazoa; Chordata; Actinopteri; Salmoniformes; Salmonidae. The record is from RefSeq and is a predicted model, not a curated record.